Rhinocladiella mackenziei CBS 650.93 is the source of this 1962-nucleotide messenger RNA. RefSeq lists its product as uncharacterized. NCBI's taxonomy places the organism in Eukaryota, Fungi, Ascomycota, Eurotiomycetes, Chaetothyriales, Herpotrichiellaceae. The coding region runs from base 1 to 1962 and encodes 653 amino acids. The transcript has a single exon. Gene Ontology annotation, biological process: protein secretion. Gene Ontology annotation, cellular component: endoplasmic reticulum membrane. The record is from RefSeq and is a predicted model, not a curated record. Gene Ontology annotation, molecular function: protein binding; GTPase activator activity; guanyl-nucleotide exchange factor activity.
AUGCCAUCUACGGUGUCCACUUCGCAAACGAAACUCUCCUAUCCUCUCUACGCCGCCGACUUUGAUCCCUUCAAUCCUGAUUUUCUGCUGGUUGGAGGUGGAGGAGGCUCCUCAUCAACCGGUGUGCCCAACAAAAUAUCCUUGAUUGACACCUCGCGUCGAGAUCAGUUGGUGCAAGUGGUGGACGUUGAGCUGGUCAAGGGGGAAGAUUCCGUAACAAGUCUUGCCGUGGCCGACUCCUCAUCUUCGUCCUUGACUGCCUUUGCAGGCAUCAACAGCUCCGUUGCCGACCAGAAUGUUGGAAAGAACGAACAUCUGAGAGCAUUUCGCAUUGGCCUGCCAGCAAAGAAAAGGAGAGCAGACGGCAGGACAGUGGAUGCAGAGAAAGAGAAAAACACGGCUUUGACGCCAGGUACACAACCCCUUGGACGAACGGCGCUGUUCAAAUCGGCAAAGGGGUCCAAGAAUGAAACAUAUCAGAGAGUGUUACGGUUUUCGCCAACCAAGGCUGCCGGCCUGCCUCGACUAGCAGCUAUUGCCUCAGGGCUUGCACCCGAAAAUGAAAUCAUUGUCUUCCAACCUACUCCGACACCGGGAGCCGACGACGAAGUAUCGCGCAUAAGCCUUGGAAGCCGUGAAGCCGCAGACCUCGACCUUACCGUGAAUGACGAGGAGAAAGAUGGUCAUGUUCUCGCCUAUUGCACCGAUGAUGAAGUAUUCAUGCAACAACUGCCCGCAUCCUCGAUACCUGAAAAACCAAUAUCCAUCUUCCGUGCCUUCGAGUCGACUACACCAUUACCUCCUUCGAAACGGCCAAAGUUUCGAGCCAUACGAUUUCUCACCCCCCGGUAUCUUUUACUACUUCAGAACCGGCCAGGCAGAACCGGUGCUGAUCUUCUAGUCCUUCGAGUGAGCAAGGACCUGUCGCAAGCUCGCAUCUCUCUUCGCAAGCGUCUCCACAGAUCGACCAAAGCCGCGGUUGGAUUAGAAGUUUGUCCCCUGACCGAGUCCCAACAAGGUGAAGCACAAUUCAUUAUUGCCGUAGCGGGACAGAGCGGAGACGACAGCUCAAUAGAACUUCUAACAAUCGACUAUGCGCGUGAUUCCGGACUGGGAACAUUUCGACCCUAUUCUUUCCUCGGGAGUGUCCACAAAGGCCCUCUGACACGACUUGUUUUCUCCAACUUCACCGGACCAACUCUCCCGGUGACCAAGGAUGCAGGCCCACCAUCUGUCCGUCUUGCCUCCGUGGGCGUCGGCCAAUUCGUCGUUGUACACCACCUCCCACUCCGGCCGCUCCCAACCACCUCCACCAAAACUCCACGAUACGUCCUCAUCCCACCCGGCAGGUCCGAAGCCAUGCAGACGACAUUCAGCGUGCUCGUUGCUCUCGUGGUCGUCGGCCUCGUCGCGUUCCUGAUGCAGGCAUUCUGCGAGAUCCGCGGCGCCGUGCCCCCCAUGCUGGGCGCUGCAGAGUGGCUUUCGCCGGGCAUGCGUGAAAUCAUCGCACGACCUUAUAUCUGGGCUGACAAGAUCCCCCAUGCCGUCACCUCAGACGUUCCCGUCGCUGCACAGAGCGCGACGGAGCCACUGAAAUCAGCAGCCUCCCACAUCCCCAGCGUCGAGGAUGUCCAGAACACCCUCGAAGAUGUCUCCUCGGGAGGGAGACCAAAGCUCAAGGACUUAGUAGAGGAGAACUCGGAGCUCGAAACUCCCAAGGCGAUUGUCGUCCGCGAGGAAUCUGUGGGCGAGAUAUCCACGGAAGUGCUGCAUCAUGAUGCAGAUUUGGUGAAGGAGGCAACGCUUCAGAGGUGGGAAGAACUCAGCGAGGCGCAGAAGAAAGGGUGGAAGCGAAGACUUGUCGACGCCGGGUACUGGGCCGAGCAACAAGGCGAGAAUGUUCUGAAAGGCAUUUUGUUCUCUGAAUUGGCGGAUGUGGUGGGGAAUGUGGUCGCUGGUUGA